AAUUCUCUAGGCAUAUUAUUAAUUAGUAGAUAAAAAUAGAAAUGAAUUGGUGUGGGUGAGUGAUGAGUGUAUAUGAUAUGCAUGGGGGCUUUCUAUUUGGGGGAAGGGGAGGAAAAGAAGAGGGGAAUUGGGUCCUAAAAUGAAGGAGAAGUUGAAUGGCAAGAACGGAAUGGACGCUCAUCUCAUUAGCCAUUCCGCAUCACCGCAUGCCAUGUAUUUAAAACUAGUACGUACAUAAAUUCCAAACCCAAUAAGGAUCGAAGCAAAAAAAAAAAGAGAUAGAAAUAAGAAAAUGUCGUGGCAAACUUACGUAGAUGAUCACUUGAUGUGCGAUAUCGAUGGCACAGGACACCACCUCUCCUCCUCUGCCAUCAUCGGCCAGGACGGCUCCGUUUGGGCUCAGAGUUCUUCCUUCCCUCAGAUUAAGUCUGAUGAGAUCAACGGUAUUAUGAAAGAUUUUGAUGAACCUGGUCAUCUUGCUCCUACUGGCCUCCACCUUGCAGGCACCAAAUACAUGGUAAUCCAGGGAGAGCCGGGAGCCGUCAUCCGUGGAAAGAAGGGAUCUGGAGGUAUCACCAUAAAGAAAACUGGUCAAGCAUUAGUUUUCGGCAUCUAUGAUGAACCUGUCACUCCUGGACAAUGCAACAUGGUUGUUGAGAGGUUGGGAGAUUACCUUGUUGAUCAGGGUCUGUAGACCAAGAUCUUACAAUAUUUGAAAUUUUUUUUGGGGUACUAUUAUUUUUUUAUUUAAAAUUAUGAUCUGCAUCUUUUCAACCCUAUGUUGGGAGUUGUUGAAGACAAUAAGCAUAUGAGAGUUAAACAGUUAUUCAUCUUUUGAAUUUUUAAUUUUCAUUACCCUAAUGUUUGAAUUGUGUUUUCUACUUGGUUAACACUACUCUCGCUUAAAUUGUAAAUCAAAUUUUUAAAUUUUUUUUU
Messenger RNA from Glycine soja, 936 nucleotides. RefSeq names its product profilin-4-like. Gene Ontology annotation, cellular component: cell cortex. Bases 293 to 694 code for a protein of 133 amino acids. The record is from RefSeq and is a predicted model, not a curated record. Gene Ontology annotation, molecular function: actin monomer binding. Lineage: Eukaryota; Viridiplantae; Streptophyta; Magnoliopsida; Fabales; Fabaceae. The transcript is spliced from 3 exons.